CCUCUGCUUUUAAACAGCUGAUGAUCAUUUGGAGCGAGCGGCGGGUUAUUUAAUAGUGCAAUUGGAAUUAAUUUUUAAUGGAUAUUUGGCUGUAAUGCUGCGUCAACUUUCAAACUCAAUAAGAAGGCAAUUGAAAACUAAUGGGAACUCAGCUAAACUACUUGCUGCCAUAUCGUCAACAGAGCAUCCUAAUGGGUUUUAUUGCACAAAAGCUACCGGCGGAAAUGGAGGCCAAAGGAAUAACAAUGAUAGUGCACGGGACGAAAAGCGUAAAAUACGCAAAGCAUCAGUUCCAGCAGUCCAAAAUCCGUUUGCCAACGUAACAAACAAAACAAAGGAGUCUUACUUGACUAUGGUUGAAAUAUUCGAAGAUCGUGACGUUCAUCGUCGCAAUCAUGUAGAGUUUAUUUAUGCUGCUCUCCGCAACAUGGCUGAUUUUGGGGUGGAGCACGAUAUAGAAGUGUACAAAGCGUUGAUCAACGUUAUGCCCAAGGGAAAGUUUAUACCUACCAAUGUUUUUCAGGCUGAAUUCAUGCACUACCCUAAACAACAACAGUGCAUUAUAGAUUUGUUAGAACAAAUGGAAGAUUUAGGUGUGAUGCCCGACUAUGAAAUGGAGGCUAUGUUGUUGAAUAUAUUCGGACGACGGGGGCAUCCAUUACGUAAGUACUGGCGUAUGAUGUAUUGGAUGCCCAAAUUUAAGAAUUUAUCGCCGUGGCCACUGCCAAAUCCAAUGCCAGAUGAUACACUAGAGAUAGCCAAGAUGGCAAUUGAACGUAUGUGUACAGUAGACUUACGAUCCAAAGUUUCUGUCUAUGAAACUAAAAUUGUCAGGGAUGCCGUCGAUGAAACGUGGAUUGUAAGUGGGAUGAGUGCGGAACAGUCGCAUCUUUUACGUGUUCAUCCCCGUCACAAAGCGGUUUAUAUAGAAGGCCCGUUUUUAAUUUGGUUGCGAAAUCGCUCUAUUAACUACUUCACUCUACGAGCUGAUCCAGAUCUUGAAUUUCUUCAAAGCCUAAAACAAAAUGAACAUGAAGAUCAGGACGAUGUUUCCCGAUUAAAGACGCCGGUUCUCGGUGCAGCAAUGCCGCGAACACAGAAUCAAGUUGGUAAAAAUCGUUCAGUUCAUCAACAAGAAGAUGGUACUAUAUUCGCAAUUUGUGCAACUGGAACCUCAACAAAAGACUCAUUACUAUCGUGGAUACGACUGUUGGAGAAUAACGGGAAUCCAACGCUUGGUGAAAUACCUGUAUUAUUCAGGGUUUCAUCUGCUAUUGCUGCGAAAGCAAUUGAGAUAGAAAGCAACACGACGAAAUCGGGUAAUGAGCAAGAAAGUCCAAUCCCAAAAACAAACUGAUUAAACCUCUCCGUUGAGUAGUUUCACCAAAAUUUUGUUAAAAACAUUAACAAUUAGAAUAAAAAAUAACAUUCUUUAGGGCGUCAAUAGUAA
This is a messenger RNA of Rhagoletis pomonella (apple maggot), 1450 nucleotides long. RefSeq names its product evolutionarily conserved signaling intermediate in Toll pathway, mitochondrial (gene ECSIT). Bases 95 to 1357 code for a protein of 420 amino acids. The record is from RefSeq and is a predicted model, not a curated record. The transcript has 2 exons. Gene Ontology annotation, cellular component: mitochondrion. NCBI's taxonomy places the organism in Eukaryota, Metazoa, Arthropoda, Insecta, Diptera, Tephritidae.